UAAAACGCGCAGAGUAACGAGAAGCACGGUCAAGGGGCGCCGUGGUGGGGGUGCGAGGCCGAGUGAAUGUAGAAAUGGCGGAGUUUAAUCAAACUACAUAUUUGGGACUGUUUGGUCUUCUUUGUCUUUUGGUUGUAAGAGAUUUCAUUGGUGGUAAUGAUUCUCACAACAGCGUUGAAGCGAGCGUCAGGGACACACCGACAAAAAUCGCAUCAAAACUGAUGGGUCCGACGGUUACAUUUUUGUACUGCUACUCGUGAGGCUACAGGAAGGCAUUUGAGCAGUAUGCUGGCUUCAUCAAAGAGAAGUUCCCUGAUCUGCAAGUGGAGGGGGAGAAUUUCCCUCCCCCACAGUGGAAGAUGGGACUUGCUCAAUUCAUUGGUGUGGCCAAGCUGCUGUUCAUAAUGCUUGUGGUAGCUGGGGGCAGUCCGUUCGAGUUUCUGAAUCGUGCCACGCCCCAGUGGUGGAGUUGGCUGGUGGAAAACAAAAUUUAUGGCUGCAUGAUGAUCUUCUUUGUCUGCAACUUCUUUGAAACCAACCUGAUAUCAACUGGUGCAUUUGAAAUUCAGUUCAAUGACGUGCCUGUCUGGUCGAAGCUGGAGACAGGGAGAAUUCCCAAUCCUCCGGAGCUGGCUCAGAUCCUAGAAAACCAGAUCCGCUGGUCGGGAACGAACAACGUGGGCAAUUUUUAGCCGCCCGUGCGGCAAGCGGCGGCCUAACGCGUCUGGUCGCGCCAGCUGUUGGCCGACUGCUGGAUGACGGUUGCCUUGGAAACCGCGCGUCGGUGAGGGUAAACCUGAAGUUGCACGUCAGCCAACGGGUCGUGCGGUCAGGCUGCGCCGGGCCCAGCGUAUUAUGUUAUGCAAUGCAUUAGUCUCGAUUCCGUUCGAUUGUUUGUGUGUUUAGGUAUUGCUCCUGUGUUUGUCACGUGCACUUCUCAGUGUACGCCAUGGAUAUCGUGCUGUGUGGGGAUAACUACCAGGGAUCACAAAGUGAGACGGAUUACCAUUUGUAUCACAUCGGUCAGCCGAAGGACUAUGUUCCUUCAGAGGGUGGAAUGAUUCUUCAGCAACAUCAGUCAUGUGUUCAAGAUGAAAAUUGUCUCCCUGGCUUUUUCGACAGGGGUGAAUACCUCCUCUGUGAUGCGUGAAGUAAAGAUAUGUCGGGGCAGUUUUAGACAUUUUCAAAGAUCAGCAUAUGUCUUCGUCAUCCGGGUUGAAUUUUGUUUCCUCGGUUUUGAAUUUCGCUCGGCAAGUCACAUCGACUUGUAAACCGGAGUGUCGUGCGCUGAUGGCCGAUGAUAAAGUAAUCGUGCCGUAUUUCCGUUGACUCGCCAAAGUGAUGAACAGAGAAGCGCAUUUGUGGGCAGAGUGAGUGGAUCCAGCAUUGGUGUGUUGCAUUGAUGGGCGUCCUGGAGUAAAACACGUUUCUAAUAACCGCAGAAGUUGGCGUCGCCUUUGUGCGAUGUGUGUGAUUAUCUUGAUGCUGGAGAAAUGGUACACAAUAAGCUGCAGGUACUGUCGAAACCUUCGACGUUGUUCUAGUUUUGCGUGGUCAUUGAAUAGCAAAGAUGUUUUCUUAGUUGAAUCCCGGAACUGCUUCUGUUUGUGUACAAUGAAGAGGACAAAAAACAAUGCAAAAUCAUCUAAAUGGGCAUGGUUCAGUCAGUUUUUCUCGGAACACAAGUGUUCUUUCAACUGCCUAAUUCGGGUUUGUUGACAUCCAUACUACUGCUCGAUGUGCUCAGGCUUCUCUGUAGUGCUCGCUCUGCAUAUAAUGUGGUUAUGUGUUCUUUAAAAAAUAUAUCAGUUCCCAUUUGAGGUCAUUUGGACGACGAGUAGUCGGCGCCUGUCAGACAUGUGUCUUGCAUACGAAUGGCUCUGGCAGAGUAUCGCUUUUCGGUGCCAGAGCCUUAUCGGUUGUAAUGUCAUGAAACCACCAAGAUCUGCGUGAGGUAGCAGGGGCAUAGCUGAAAAGAAGCGGACUUAGUGUCACUCUGAGGUGAUUUCCCUGUCAAUCGUAAGCAGACUCCAACAUUCUGGCGCGGUGCGUAGAACCUGGCGCUGCCCGGUUGGAUGUGACUUCCGCCUAGCUCUAGAAUGUCGGUACUAAUGGAGCAAAAAUGUGCGUUACUUUCUCUGUGCCAGGUGAUUUCCGGUGUCACGUGGACAACGUAGUGCGAAGGGGUGCAAAUAUAUGCAGCAUGCACUA
Molecule: messenger RNA, 2211 nt
Organism: Pollicipes pollicipes
Lineage: Eukaryota; Metazoa; Arthropoda; Thecostraca; Pollicipedomorpha; Pollicipedidae
Gene: SelT
Product: selenoprotein T
Exons: 4
Biological process (GO): cell redox homeostasis
Cellular component (GO): endoplasmic reticulum membrane
Molecular function (GO): thioredoxin-disulfide reductase (NADPH) activity
Source: RefSeq, a predicted model, not a curated record